AUGCCGAACCCUCCCAAGAGACCCAACCAAGGUGGAAGGCGCAACAAGAAGCCUAGGACGGAGAAGAACACCAAGAGCAAUGGCCAUGACGAGGUGCUCCAGACCGACAUUGACCAGCUCUUGCGCAAGAACAAGCCGGAGACCGAAGUCGCUGCCGACUCUGCAGCAGAUACCCCUCAACCUACGCUCCCAGAACCCUUCACCGAGAUCGAAGUGACUGUCGCGGAGCUGUCAUCUACAGGUGACGGUCUUGCGCUGUCGGAGAAUGCCGACCAUGUCUACGUCGUGCCUUUCUCCGUGCCGGGCGACAAGGUGCUGGUGAAAGUCGUGCGACACUUCCAGUCCCUGUCCUACAGCCUGACGGACUUCCUCAAGGUCAUUGAAGCAGGCCCCACGCGCGACGAUUCCCUCAUUGGAUGCCAAUACUUUGGCAAGUGCUCCGGCUGUCAGCUCCAGAUGAUGUCGUACGAGGACCAGCUGGCCCACAAGAGGCGCAUCGUGGAAAAGGCGUACGCCAACUUCUCCGGCCUCAUCCCGGAAUUGAUCCCCGCCAUUGGCGAGACUUUCCCAUCUCCUCUGCGGUAUGGUUAUCGCACGAAGCUCACGCCGCAUUUCGCAGCUCCUCCCGGAAGCUCCAGGAAACAGAAAGAACCCGCCCAAACUCAUACCGAAGUGCCGCCUAUCGGCUUCACCUACAAGAACCGGCGCAUGGAUAUGGAUAUCGAGGACUGCCCGCUGGGCACCGACAUCGUUCGCAAGGGUCUCAAGAGCGAGAGGAAGAGGGUCGCGGAUAACCUAGGACGCUACACUAAAGGCGCGACGCUUUUGAUGCGGGAGUCCACCACGCGCAUCCCCAAGGACCAAGCCAACAAUACCACCGCCGAACCCAGUACCGAAGAACAGCAAAACGGCAAAGACUCAGGGGACGUGAUCCGCGUCGAGCACGACAACUACGUCGAGGAGAAACGCUGCGUGACAGACAACAAUGCGACCUCGAUCGAAUACGUCGACGACUACAUGUUCACCAACAAAGCCGGCGCCUUCUUCCAGAACAACAACUCCAUCCUCUCCGGCUUCACGGACUACAUCCGCCAACAAGCCCUGCCCCCUCACACCCAAGACGCCUCCAAACCCCUCAAAUACCUUCUUGACGCCUACUCCGGCUCCGGCCUCUUCACCAUCACCCUCUCCACCAUCUUCAAAUCCAGCCUGGGCGUCGACGUCGCCGGCGACUCCAUCACCUCCGCCCGCGAGAACGCCCGCGCCAACAACCUCCCCAACACCGGCUUCGCCGCCGCAGACGCCGCCACCCUCUUCAAAGACGUCCCCUACCCGCCCGACCAGACCCUCCUCGUCAUCGACCCCCCGCGCAAGGGCUGCAGCGAAGACUUCCUCCGCCAGUUCCUUGCGUUCGGCCCCCGCCGCGUCGUCUACGUUAGCUGUAACGUGCAUACGCAGGCCCGCGACGUCGCGGUCAUGGUGCAGGGCGAUGAGCAGAAGAAGGUCCGCUAUGAGAUUGAGAGCAUCAGAGGGUUUGAUUUCUUCCCUCAGACGGGACAUGUGGAGGGCGUGGCUAUCUUGAACAAAGUGAAUAUGUAA
Aspergillus steynii IBT 23096 is the source of this 1599-nucleotide messenger RNA. Its product is annotated as tRNA (uracil(54)-C(5))-methyltransferase. The transcript has a single exon. The record is from RefSeq and is a predicted model, not a curated record. The coding region runs from base 1 to 1599 and encodes 532 amino acids. Gene Ontology annotation, biological process: tRNA processing. Gene Ontology annotation, molecular function: tRNA (uracil(54)-C5)-methyltransferase activity, S-adenosyl methionine-dependent. Lineage: Eukaryota; Fungi; Ascomycota; Eurotiomycetes; Eurotiales; Aspergillaceae.